AAUGAAAGAUAAAAACACUAUAAAUAAAAAGAAAAAGAAAAGCGUUAGAGAGAGAACGUUAGAGAGAGAAAGUGGAGAUAGAAUGAAAGGAGGGAAAAGGAAAAACUCGAGGCUUCCGUCGGAAGCUGCCGGAGCCGGCAGUUUUAGCCGUGACAUCCGUGAGUCGGAUUUAGACGGAGAAGCUUCUGAACAUCAAGAGAGAGAUGAAACUCCCGAAGAUGCCGGCAGCGAAGGCGAGGAGGAACCGGUGGCCGGAGAUGAAGAAGAAGAGAAGGAUGAAGAUGGCGAUGAAAAAAUGUAUGAAGCGUCUGAGGAGCGUCAGAUAGAAGAAGGAGAUGGCGAUGGUCAAGUUAAGAAUGUAAAACCAAAACUUGCUGAAGGGUUUUAUGAGAUUGAAACUGUUAGGAGAAAGAGAACAAGGAAGGGUCAAGUUCAGUAUUUGAUAAAAUGGCGUGGCUGGCCGGAGACGGCAAAUACAUGGGAACCUGUGAAGAAUCUGUUGUCCUGUACUGAUGUUAUUGAUGCAUUUGAAGAGAGCUUGCAAUCAGGGAAACAACGAUCAACACGCAAGCGUAAGCGGAAGUAUGGGGCUACACAGACUCAACCCAAGAAAAAGCAACAGCAACAGCAGCAGCAGCAGUGUUCCCCUGCAGCUGCUACAUAUAAUGUGCCAGCAGUGAGGGUUAGGAUAAUUGAGGAGCCUACACCCUCACCCCCUUUGAAUGUUUUGAAGGCACCAAAUCGUGUGGACAGUAAUGGUGGUGAAUUGAACGGCAAAGUAGACAAGUUGGUGAAUGGAAAUGGUUUGGGAUUGAGUUUCUCUUUAGAAAAAACUGGAGAGCAAAAUGAGUUGAAUUUGAAGCUAAGUGAAUUAAAAGGAGCAAUGUCAACCAAUGAGAACCCUGUGGAUAUUUCUGGUGAUGGUCUCGCAAAUGGAUUUCCUAAGGUUAAUGGUGCAGCAUUAUACCAAUCUGAUCGCUGUACUGGAGCUAAAAAGAGGAAAUCUGGUUCUGUUCGGAGAUUUAAACAGGAGACUACCUCAGCUGUGAUGGAUGAUAUCCAAGAUGCUUUAGCAGGUGGUCCGUUGGCUACUUUUGUGCAAGAAGGAAGUCAUAAUCAUGAAUUGGUCGGCAGUGACUUGGUUUGUAGAAACAAGUCUGAAGAUUCCAAAGAUGGGUAUACCAUUACGCAACUUAUCAACCCGAUAAGCUAUUCAGCUUCUUUCUCCAAUGAUAUGCUGGAUGUCUCAGUGACCUUUCUUGCCAAGAGGUCGGAUGGAAAGGAAACGAUGGUGGAUAACAAGUUUCUGAAGACGAAUAAUCCACUUCUGUUGAUAAAUUUCUACGAGCAGCAUUUGCGAUACAAUCCCUCUGAAUGAGUUGGCUGCUAUGAAGGAAAUAUAUAUGUAGCUCGAUUAGCUUCAUCUCUUGCCUUAUCUUAUGUAUAAAAUGUUAUAAGUUACUUGUUGUAACAAGCUGCAGGGUGUUAACCUAUUAUGUUUAUUAGGAAGGUUAGUAAAUAGCAUGCUAGAAUAUAUAUUGUGAGAAACUUAUAUUAGGUUUACUAUUUCGCGAUAUAAUAUGAUGCUUUUGAGUUCUA
This is a messenger RNA of Solanum dulcamara, 1599 nucleotides long. RefSeq names its product chromo domain protein LHP1. The record is from RefSeq and is a predicted model, not a curated record. Gene Ontology annotation, biological process: heterochromatin formation. Lineage: Eukaryota; Viridiplantae; Streptophyta; Magnoliopsida; Solanales; Solanaceae. The transcript has 6 exons. Bases 2 to 1378 code for a protein of 458 amino acids. Gene Ontology annotation, cellular component: nucleus.